AUGCAAAAGGCUAAUCAGAUAUAUGAAGAGGGUUUACGAAUUGUUUCUUCGAGUUCUAUGUUUGAGAUGCAUAUAAAGUUCUUGCUGGAGGCUAUUGCACAGUCAAAUUGUGACGUUAAUGAUGAAAAUUUCUCAGUGUCUAAUCCAAUUGGGGAAUGUAGUUCACAUCUUAUAAAUGUGUACCAAAAUGCUGAUACAGCCGGUUGGUUGACAGCUGACGUUGCUUUUGAAUACAUGGAAUUGGGAAGGAACCAUGAAGCUCAGAAGCUAGCGGAAAAGCUUUGCGAUGGGAAAUUAGUGGGAUCAGCUAAAUUGUGGCUUCUUUCAACUGCUUUAGUAAAAGUACCGGUCUCAGAAUCUGAGAGCUUGUGGCUUUUGGCUCUUAAGUUCGUUGCUCAUAAGAGAACUUAUUUUGACAAACUUGUCGAGAUGUCCAUCAUAUCAGUAGCCAAAGGCAAUGGGAGCGACCACAGGCUUUCUCCCGCCACGAUCAUUAAAUUUAUGGGAACAUUAGAGACAGCUAAUGGUGUUUAUUGGCGAGGGAGAAAGACUCUGAAGGAAGUGGCAGGUUUCAUUGUUCCAUCUGAUUUGUUGUAG
Messenger RNA from Arabis nemorensis, 597 nucleotides. The record is from the annotation of a GenBank genome assembly. Lineage: Eukaryota; Viridiplantae; Streptophyta; Magnoliopsida; Brassicales; Brassicaceae.